UUUUGACUCAAGCGCCUCGGGCGGCAUGGCCCGGGCGCCGGGGAGCCGCAUCUCGCCGCCCUCGCAGUGGCGGUCUAACCAGGAGCCUUAGAUGAUCAGCAGCAAUGUCAGCGGUGAGGAGAUCCAGAUGAUGGUGCCGCAGCAGGUGGCCGGAUUCGGUGAUGGGGCUCGGGCAGGGGGCCGUUCGCGUCGAAGACGGUCUCCAUCCUUGCUGUUGGGAGCUGCGGCGCGCCCUGCCCUCCGAGGUGCAGUGCUUCGACAUGUCAAGCGAGGAGAAGCCGCAGGAUGUGCUCGAGGAGCUCAGAGCUUGGCCGCUGCAGGAGGCCGCCGGCAAGGAGUCCAUGGCCAGCAGAAGAAGUUCGAGUCGCAGCAAGAUGUCCUGUUCAGUGAGGGGAGGGCUGACAAGUACUCCGACCUGCCCCACAUCCCGAAGUCCCCCGACUUCGAGACAGAGCUCCCGAGCUAGGCGAACACGCAAUUUCGGCAGGAAGUCAGGUAGAUUGCGCAGCAGGGGAUGCAGCGGGAGAUGGAGCAUGUCAUGGAGAACAUGACGCACGCCCUGUAGCUGAUGCGGCAGAAUGUGAAGCAGAAUCUGGUGUUGCACGAGGACUCCAUGCAGCGGCUCCAGCAAGAAUUCGACAAGUACAGAGGCAUCUUCAUCUCCAGGAUCGUGCGGGUCGAGUGCACGCUCGGCUACACGCAUGCGCCUGACCGCAAGACAGAUUGGGCGCGAGGGCGCGCCGCGAACAGAUCGAGCGGCAUGGGGAAUUUCGUAUAUCCACAGCUAGGCCCCAUGCCAGUAUCUCGAGCGGACCUGCCUCGUCCCCGCGCUGGUCCUCCUCCGAGGUGCCACCGCUGCCCGAUGACUCGUCGCUCCGACAAGGAGCCCCAUGGGGGGAGGCUGCCAAGGGGGUCCUCUCCCUGCCGCUGCGCCUGGGAGAGGGCUCAAAGGGCACCGAGCUUUUUCUCGUGCAGCGAUGGCUUCAUGAUCUACGCCUGCUCGAUGUGCAAAGCUUACAAAUGCGUGUUCGAGACCAGGUCAGGUCAGACCACGUCGAUCUACGCCCGCUCGACCUGACAGACGAGACCAGAUCAGAAAUUUGAGACAUUUGAGACACGACCAGACAGAAUGAAGUUUCAUGAUCUACGCCUGAUCUACGCCUGCUCGACCUGAGAAAUGCGUGCUCGGAGGUCCUCGUCCUAGCCCCGUCCGAUCGCCUCCGCGCGGCGCGCACCGCGGUGGUGCGGCGCGCGCGCGGGCCCUUCGCGAGGCCGCGAGGCCGCGCGAGAGGCGCGGCGACCUCACGCGCCCCCCGAGGACGAGGAGG
Prorocentrum cordatum is the source of this 1328-nucleotide messenger RNA. NCBI's taxonomy places the organism in Eukaryota, Dinophyceae, Prorocentrales, Prorocentraceae. The record is from the annotation of a GenBank genome assembly.